CGCUUCAGCUUUGCAUUGCAUACUUUUGAUAUCCUUUCCAUACACACAAUACCCAUGCUGCGCGGUCGAUACUCUCGGUUAUAUUACGAGUCAUGCAUACCUGCUGCGCUGCUGGUCGUCAUAUGCAGCCAUUUUGGCGUUCCACCGGCCUGCCGGCACAUACACAAUGGGCGCAUGCGUUGCGUUGCUGGUAUCGAUUCCGCUGUACAUAAAGCACAACAGCUACCAGCUGGCGACCGGGCCGGACCGCCACGAUAAGGUUACAGACACCGUGGUGCUUCCCGGGACCACAGGGGCCAUGUAUCGGCCUGCAGCCGACGACGGGGUCGUGUGGGGCGCAUGCCUUCUGCCGCUGGUGCUGUCGGCAAAGGCGAUCGAUCAGAGCGCAGAAGUUGAGCCGCGCGGAUUGUCGGUGGGCUUCGCAAUCGCCGUAGCAGUGGCCAUGAGCACAGCAUUCGCAGUGUCGUCGCUGAGUGCAUUCCUGCAGCAGCGGCGGGGCGAGCAGGUGCGGUGGACGCCGUUAGUGUAUGUGUCGAAUGGCCUCUCGGUGGGUCUGGUGGCCGUACUGCUGGCAGUGGUCGCGCAGAGCCUGGUUACGGUCUAUGUGGCUCGGUCGCUGGCCAAGAGCUUUACGCUGGGCGAGGCAGCGGUCGUUGCCCAGACAGUGGUGCUGGUGGCUAUGGAUUUUGCUGCGCGAGUGUGGAGUAGCGGCGAGCCGUACGAGGACAUUGGCGCUGUGUGCUUGGAGGCGGCAGUGCUGGGCCUGCUGGCCAUGGCACGGGUGCUGGCUUCUGCGUUUGCGGAGCCGGCGUCUGUGAUCGGGUCGCACAGGCCCGUUGACAACUCCAGCAUGGCUGCGGUUGCCAAGUUCGCGGGCAUUGUCGGCAUGUUCGGCUCAGCGUCCUUGGUGUCGGUCGUAUACAUCGCCCGGAUGGUGCUUGGGUCGACGGACCACCUGCUCACGAUCGCCUACUGGGUGGGUCUGCUGAUUGUAGGCGGCGGCGUCUAUGCGCUGGCGGCCAACACCUGUGGCAUUUGGCAGCUCCGCGGAGCAAACUGGCACUGCACAUCAAGCGCAAGUCGUACCACCUCCUUGGCCACGCUGAUGUUUGUCCCCGGAUUCCUGGCCGCCCCGCAGCUGCUCCACCUGGGGUUCACCGUGGCCCUGUGCGUGCGCCUGUUUGGCAUCGGCCCGCUGGCCAGCCCGAUGCGCGACUUUUUCGCCAAGUUUGUCGACCACCGCGACGCCGGCUGCCUGGUGACGUCUCACUUUUACCUGCUGCUUGGGUGUGCCCUGCCCGUGUGGCUGGGCGGCUCGAGCCCCGUGGCGUGUCUUGCUGGUGUGCUGUCGCUGGGCGUGGGCGAUGCGGUGGCGUCGCUGGUGGGCAUGCGGCUCGGCAGGGUCCGCUGGCCCGGCUCGCCCAAGACCAUCGAGGGCACGGCAGGGUUUGUGGUCAGCAUGCUUGCUGCGAUCCAGCUCAUCCGUGCGCGUCUCGGCGGGCCCGGCGGCGCGGGCGGAUUGUCCUUUUUGCUGCUGUCAGCUGUUGCCGGGGUCCUCGAGGCGUUCACUGAGCAGAACGACAACCUCGUCAUCCCACUGUUCAUCUAUGCGGGUGCCCACGCCAUGUCCACUGGCGCUGGGCUCGACAUUGUCCGCCUUGGCCCGGCGUCACUGGUCGCCUUUGCCGUUGUGCUGCCUGACGUCAUUGAUGCGACCAAGCAGCGCAGCAUCACGGGACUGGCCGGCAGCCAAUAGGAUGCAGUGUGAUCAAUAAAUCAGUGUAAUUUCCAGCGG
Molecule: messenger RNA, 1795 nt
Organism: Linderina pennispora
Lineage: Eukaryota; Fungi; Kickxellomycota; Kickxellomycetes; Kickxellales; Kickxellaceae
Exons: 4
Coding region: 299-1756 (485 amino acids)
Biological process (GO): dolichyl monophosphate biosynthetic process
Cellular component (GO): endoplasmic reticulum membrane
Molecular function (GO): dolichol kinase activity
Source: RefSeq, a predicted model, not a curated record